Messenger RNA from Neurospora tetraspora, 1512 nucleotides. RefSeq lists its product as uncharacterized. Lineage: Eukaryota; Fungi; Ascomycota; Sordariomycetes; Sordariales; Sordariaceae. The transcript has 3 exons. Gene Ontology annotation, molecular function: oxidoreductase activity. The coding region runs from base 199 to 1395 and encodes 398 amino acids. The record is from RefSeq and is a predicted model, not a curated record.
CUGGCCGUGAACGAGUACGAGCCGAGAAGCCGCAUCAAAAACACAUGAAGGUUGGGAGCAUGGUGGGGACCGAGAACAUGAUGUGAAUAUAUAAAGGUUUGGAAGACAGUCUGUCUGUUGAUCUUGCCUUUAUCAGUGUUCCCUUCACCUCUCCAGCAUCUCAAGUCGACAUCCUCGGAAGAGAUCAGGCCCGCCAUCAUGCAUCUUACGUCCGCUCUUGCCCUUUCGGGAGCUCUCGCCAGCACGGCAUCUGCCUUGAACCUUCCCAGCUUCAACCAGCAAGCCAUUGACUCCGGCGCGGCUCUCGCUUCCCUCAACAAGCUUGCCAGCGCAAACGCCUCCAAGAACUUCAAGGGGUCAUGCAAGGCGAACAACGUAAAAGUUCGACAGGAAUGGCAUACGCUUCCUCCUGGCCAGCGCAGGCAGUUUAUCAAGGCUGUUCAGUGCAUCCAAAAAUCCCCCAGUGUCUUCCCCGACAUUGAGGGAGCUGUAACGGGCUAUGAUGACUUCACAUGGGUCCAUUUGAUCAACACUGUCAACAUCCACUACUCCGGCUUGUUCCUCAGCUGGCAUCGCCUCUUUAUCCAUCAAUACGAAAAGAAGCUAGAAGCAUGUGGCUGGAAAGGGGGUCUCCCUUACUGGGAAUGGGGAAUGGACACCAAGGACAUCACCAAGUCCCCCGUCUUCGACGGCUCCGACACCUCCAUCGGCGGCAACGGCGAAUACAUCCCUCACGAAGGUCUCACAAUGCCCAUGUGGCCCGACCGGGGCACCACCGACCUCCCGCCCGCCAACGGCUCCGGUUGCGUGACGAAAGGUCCCUUCGGGGGGAUGCAAACGCACCUCGGGCCCGUAGCCCUUCCCGAUUACGGCUCACCCACUUACUCGUCGGCCGCCAAUCCAGCCGCCAAAAACACGCGCUGCCUCAAGCGCGACCUGAACACGGCCGUGCUCCGGACCGAAGGUUCCUUCCGCAACUCGACGAACCUGAUCCUGUCUUCCCCGGACAUCGACAUCUUCCACGCCGCCCUCGAGGGCGACCUGCGGUACAACAACGACACGCGCUACGCGCCGUUUAAGGACGCCAAGAGCGUGCAUUUCGGUGGCCACUUCUCGAUCGGUGGUGAUCCCGGAUCGGAUGCCUUUAGCUCGUGCGGCGACCCGGCCUUUUGGCUGCAUCACUCGCAGAUCGAUCGCAUGUGGUGGAUCUGGCAGAACCUAGAUUUCGCCAACCGCCAGGGCGUGUUCGGGACGCACACGAUGUUGAACCAGCCGCCGAGUGAUAAUGUUACGGUGGAGGAGUUUUUGGAUAUUCAUCCUGAUUUCCCGUCGACGCAGAUCAAGAAGCUUAUGAACACUGUUGGGGAUGAGCCGUUGUGCUAUGUUUAUGCUUGAGAGACGAAAAAGAGGAGAGAUGGAUAGAGAUACCCGAUAUAAUGAGAGAACAACAUGAAAACGCUGCACAUGCCAAGAUAAUACUACCUAGAUAAUCAAAGAACAAAAUCAAAUGCC